Rosa chinensis is the source of this 1243-nucleotide messenger RNA. Its product is annotated as (-)-isopiperitenol/(-)-carveol dehydrogenase, mitochondrial. Bases 70 to 882 code for a protein of 270 amino acids. NCBI's taxonomy places the organism in Eukaryota, Viridiplantae, Streptophyta, Magnoliopsida, Rosales, Rosaceae. The transcript has a single exon. The record is from RefSeq and is a predicted model, not a curated record. Gene Ontology annotation, molecular function: oxidoreductase activity.
UAACACCACACUCCGCCAGCCAUACGGUCACGUAGCUUUACUACUAGUCCACUAUUAUAGCUCAACACGAUGACACAUCCCAAACCAGUAAAACUGCAGAAGCUCCACGGCAAGGUGGCUAUCGUCACUGGCGCCGCCAGCGGUAUCGGAGCAGUCACGGCGCGUCACUUUGCAGACCACGGAGCUCUCGCCGUCGUGAUCGCUGACGUUCAAGACGCCAAGGGCCGAGAAGUUGCUGCAUCCAUCGGUUCCCACCGCUGCACCUUCGUCCACUGCGACGUCACCGACGAGGAUCAGGUCAAGUCCCUGGUCGAGUUCACGGUCAACCACUACGGCAGCCUCGACGUCAUGUACAGCAACGCUGGGAUAGCCAGCGCUUCGGCGCAGACGGUGCUGGAGCUCGACCUGUCCGGGUACGACAGGGUGAUGGCGGUGAACUCGCGCGGAAUGGCGGCGUGUGUGAAGCACGCGGCGCGUGUGAUGGUGGAGAAGGGGGUGAAGGGGAGCAUAGUGUGCACGGCGAGCCUUUUGGCUGACUGCGGGUCGGAGAGCUUGACGGACUACACAAUGUCGAAGCAUGCGGUGCUGGGGCUGGUGAGGUCGGCGAGCGUGCAGCUGGCGCCGCUUGGUGUGCGCGUGAACUGCGUGUCGCCUGGUUUUGUGGGGACGCCGAUGGUGGCGGAGGCUUUUAAGAUUGGGGCGGAAGAGCUGAAGGAGAUGAUGGCAGCGGUUUAUAUCGGAAGCGAUGGGCCGCUGAUGGAGAAACAUGUGGCGGAUGCGGUGGUGUUUUUGGCGUCGGAGGACUCGGCGUUUGUCAACGGCCAUAAUUUGGUGGUUGAUGGUGGAGUUGGCCUCAAAUCCUUAUCAUUAUUGAAACCAUGAUCUACUUGAGUUGCAUCUCAGCUCGGUCACUAUUGAGUGCUAGUCGUGUACGUACUUUUCUGGAAAACCUACAUGGAAAGAGUUUUGCCUCUUUGUAAUAGGAAUAAAUCAGACGCGGUUGUCUUCACUCUUUGAUUUUGGUGUAUCUCGGUGUUGACCGGUGGAAUUCAUCCCCUUCUUCUGCCAAUUGUUGUUUCAGUUUUUAACUGCUAACAAAUUGAGUAGAGGUGAAUUACUUUAAUUUGAAUCUUCAAGUUGCUGUUAAGCACCAUCAUGCAAUUGUAGACCUCUGACAUCAAAUCUGGGUUGUUACUUGUUAGAGGCAGUGCUAUUAUAAUUAGUCAAAAGUAUGGUUUGUUAA